Messenger RNA from Schizosaccharomyces japonicus yFS275, 524 nucleotides. Its product is annotated as 60S acidic ribosomal protein P2. The record is from RefSeq and is a predicted model, not a curated record. Gene Ontology annotation, biological process: translational elongation; cytoplasmic translational elongation; translation. The transcript has 2 exons. NCBI's taxonomy places the organism in Eukaryota, Fungi, Ascomycota, Schizosaccharomycetes, Schizosaccharomycetales, Schizosaccharomycetaceae. Bases 146 to 475 code for a protein of 109 amino acids. Gene Ontology annotation, cellular component: cytoplasm; cytosolic large ribosomal subunit; ribosome. Gene Ontology annotation, molecular function: structural constituent of ribosome.
UAUCCUAGUUUAGGCUUUAGGGUAGGGUAUGUGACUGGGAAGUUUGUUUCCGUAUAACAAACUCGGCCGUACCGUAGAAGUUCCCUUGAGACAAUUUCUGCGAAGUUUCCGGCUUGCUUAAAUCGAUUUUGUUCCACCCUUAAUAAUGAAGUACCUCGCUGCUUAUCUUCUUCUUACUGUCGGCGGUAAGGCCGCCCCUGCUGCUGCCGACGUCGAGGCUGUCCUCUCUGCUGUUGGUAUCGAGUCUGAGACUGACCGCGUUGAGUCUCUUAUCAGCGAGCUCAAGGGCAAGGACUUGGAGGCACUCAUUGCUGAGGGAGCCGAGAAGCUCGCUACUGUUCCUUCUGGUGGUGCUGCCCCUGCUGCUGCCGCCGCUGCUGGUGCUGCUCCUGCCGCCGAAGAGGCUAAGGAGGAGGCCAAGAAGGAAGAGGAGGAGGAGUCUGAUGAAGACAUGGGCUUCGGCUUGUUCGACUAAGCUAGUCAUUUGUCUUCGUAGCAACAAAUCAAAACCAUUUUUUAAAGUA